UUUGCUUGUUUUCAUCUGUCAUUUGCACGAAGCGGUUGUUGUUGUUGUGUUUUUUAAGGUGCAAUUUCCCCAAAAAUGUUUUCCAUGGAAAACGCAACGGUGAUUUUGCUUAGCGCCUGUCAGAUAUCGUGAAAACCUGAAAGACCGUGCACAGCAGAGGUUAAGGUCACUGACGAAAUUUUCAGAAAAGUGCCAAAAAAAACAAACAAUAAUAAUAAUAAUGUCCGAAGACAAAGCUCCGACUGCUGAGCAGCUGAAGGAGCUGGGAAAUGACUCUGUGAAGAACAAGAAGUACACAGAGGCCAUCCUUCAUUACACCCAUGCCAUCAAACUGGAACCAAACAAUCACAUUCUGUACAGUAAUAGAUCAUUCGCAUUCCUGAAAAUGGACCAAUUUUCUCUAGCUCUCCAAGAUGCUGCCAAGACAAUUAAGCUGGACAGGACCUGGUGGAAGGGGUACUUCCGUGAGGGAGAGAUUUUCUUUGCGGCCGGGCAGUAUCUGACUGCUUUGGCCUCAUACGAGAUGGCUUACAAAUACAAUCAGGAUGAACAUAUAGUGCUUUCCAUGAAGAAGUGCAGGAUAGCCAAUUUGAAGGAGAUGAAGGCUGACGAGCAGAUCCCUUGGGUGGGGUCUGGAAUAGGCAUAGUCGUUGGUGUAAUUAUUUUGAUUGCAGACUACAUAUUCACCGAGAUUCCCACACAUCCAAUGAUUAUGGCGGUUGUGACUGUUGCAAUUGCUUUAGCCGGUUAUGCUUUUGCCAAAUGUUACCGGUUUUACGUUAAGUCCCAAAGAGAAACUCUAGGGAAGGAUCUUUAUGAUAAUGAUGAGAAGGAGGAAGAGGAGAGUCCUGAAACUGAAGUCAAAACUAGUCCGAGAUACACAAAGUCUCAAGCGCGCCAGAGAUAUUGGAAGGGAAAAAUGUGAUUCUGGAUAUCUUCCGA
Molecule: messenger RNA, 942 nt
Organism: Nicrophorus vespilloides
Lineage: Eukaryota; Metazoa; Arthropoda; Insecta; Coleoptera; Silphidae
Product: serine/threonine-protein phosphatase 5-like
Exons: 4
Coding region: 221-925 (234 amino acids)
Molecular function (GO): Hsp90 protein binding
Source: RefSeq, a predicted model, not a curated record